This is a messenger RNA of Mytilus californianus (California mussel), 3087 nucleotides long. RefSeq lists its product as uncharacterized. The coding region runs from base 169 to 2904 and encodes 911 amino acids. The transcript is spliced from 6 exons. NCBI's taxonomy places the organism in Eukaryota, Metazoa, Mollusca, Bivalvia, Mytilida, Mytilidae. The record is from RefSeq and is a predicted model, not a curated record.
UCGGAUUGAAUUACAGUGCGGUUACUUAUACUUUUAAUAGUUUUUUUUUAAUAUUUGAAAAAUUGCCAAAUGUUGUUAUCAACGGAUUAAUAGAGCUUGGAAUAAGAUAUAUUUUGUGAAAUUCGUUAGACAAUUUUGUAAAGCAGAAACUGAGGAUAGAAUGUUAAAAUGGAAAUGGAUAGUCGUACAAAAUCAUAUACCAAAUACUAUGCUGAAGAACAAAUGAAAAACCGUAUGAUGUCGCCUCUAGCGGAACCAAACCACUACCCGCCAUUAACAGAUAACACAUCAGAAAGAAUUUAUAUCGUGGCAUUAAAUUGGCUGUCAAAUGUCGCUGAUAUAUACUUCAUGAAAAACGACAAUUUGGUGAAAGUUGAUCUUGUAACUAUAUUUGCUACGAAGCUACUGGUAUACUUAAAAGACUUGUUUGGUUUAAUUGAUCAGCAAUCGUGUCACUUUGUUCGAAAUGUAAAGAUAAUAGACGCCAAAGAGGUUAGACCAGGCGAUAUUAUUUUUACACCGGAUCACAAUUAUGUUAUUGUCAAAGCUGUAAAAAGCAGCCAUAACAACAAUAGGUCAUCGGAUUGCAAACGAAUAAGUAUAGAAGUAGUCCAUGCAGUAAAAACCAAUUUGCUCGCUUCAAAGACGAUUUCAAAGACUACAUUCUCGUCUACAUCAGAACAGGCAAUUGUUGCUGUUAGUACUAACAAAGAGGUUCAAACACGGAUCAGAUUUGUUGAUGCAGCUCUGCGUUCAGUUGGAAAUAUUUUACUGCACCGCUCAAAAAGUCUUGAAUUCUUAGAGGAAUCCUAUGACAUUUGCUCAUUACAAAUUCGACAUAGAAGAAUUUUAAGCUAUAAAGAAUUAAAACCAGGAGACAUUAUUCUGUUCACAAAUAAAAAUCUGAUUCGAAGAGGUAUUGUUGUAAACAUGAAAAAUGCACCAAACAAUGUUCUUCAUGCCAGUCUAUAUCAUAUCACCGAUAGCGGAUUUGUAGCUGAAACAGAAAGUGCAUACAAUUUAGAUCAAGUAUCACUAGUACAAUAUGUGUACAACGAUUUGGAUUCAGUCAUACGUAAUCGGGUUCUAUAUACGGCAGACCAAACUAAAGGAAAACGAGCAUUCCAGCCAUCUCCAUUGAUGUCAAUGAAGUUCGUUUUGGGAUGCAUGUCUGGUGACUUUGUUCUGUCAAAACACUUACGAGUCUUCAUAGGUCUACAAGAAAUAAAGUUGAAAACAUGCGCGUUCAAAAGAGUGGAAAACAUUGCAAAAUGGAUCGAAAAAAACACUAGUUGUGACAUUCGUGAUGAAAUAAGAAGCAGAAUUUCAGAUAUAGACUUCAAUCCAAUAAUAUGUGUCCUUUCCAACACAGAUGGAGAAACAAAGCCGUUCAAAUUAUUUGAUAAUUCCGACAUCCUCGAAAUGAAAAAUGCGACGUUCACAUCUUUGCAUAGAGCCAAAGAAAAAUUCAUGUACAAAUGCAGACUCAAAAAUAAAAAGGGGAAACCUAUCAUUGCUAUUUUGAUGCUUACGACUAAUGAAACACAUCAUUUAUCUGAACAGGAUAAAAGUAUGGUAGAUCUGCUGAAGGAAGCGCAAGAUUUAAUUGACAGUGAUGUAAUCUUUACGAUUCAGAGGACACAAGUGCAGCAUGAUUUUGAUGUUCGAAAAGAAGUCAGUGAGGCUAUUCAAAAGCGUCUGAUGCCUUCUUCAGUACAAAACACAAUAUAUCCAAAUGUUUUCUUUGAAGACGAUUCUGACAUACAGAAGCGCAUUGCAUUAUUAGUCGAACAGAUAAUAAACAGACAAAUACAGCAACAAACAAAGUUUCUUGAAACUUUACAAAAUGAAAAGGCAGACAAUGGAAGAGAAAAAAGAAACAACAUAGCGGAAUAUGCAAAACAAAUGAAGAGGCUAUGUUCUUUUGUUCCAUCAGAGAAAAUGGAUGCUUAUUCCCGACACAAAAUUGAAGUCGUAUUACAAAGAAACCCUGAUGUCUCUGCAUUUUCAUAUAAAAUGGGAAAGAUGCAAAUUUUUGCGAAAGAUGAUUCAGCUCUCCGUGAUUAUGUUGCUCAAUUUAUAUCAGAAAAUAAUCUUGAAUUGGAAGUAAAACCAUGGCCAGGUGAUCCAAGAGUGGAUAAUUAUCAUUUGAAACAAGGGAGCAAAAUAAGUAGAACAACUGACCAUAGUCAUGAAUACGGAACGCUUGGAUUGUUUGUUCGUGAUGCUGUAGGGAAUACAUACUUUACAACAUGCGGACAUGUUAUUCCUAAAAGCAAAGAGGCAUUUACGGAAACAGGAGGAUACGCCGUUGGAAAAAGUUUAUUUGCACCAGAACAAACUCGCUUUUCGCUGGUCAACACCCUUGACUUAUCUCUUGUUCGUGUGUACAAAGAAAAAGAAGAAAUCUGUAAGUUUGGAUUGCGAAAUCCCGAUGACAAAUUAAUAACUGGAUCCGUGUCGGCAGCAGAUGCCUGUGAAAUGGAAGAUAUGAAGGUAUAUAAAUGGGGGGCUAGCACACAACUAACAAGAGGAACUUAUAAAGGAUCAAUUUGCGUCAAAAAGGGUGAAAAGUUUGAUAGUUGUAUUCAUUAUAUUGAAGGAGCCAUAGACAAGAGUAAAUUUGCAAAGGAAGGAGACAGUGGAUCUUUAAUAUGUUUUGAAGCAACAGGUUCGCCGCAAUUUCCCGGUGAUACUGCAGCUUUUAUUUUUGUAGGUAAAUGUAAUGGUGAGGAGUACGUAUCUGUUGAAAACGAAUCUUUUCCAGGAUAUUGUUACCAAGUGUCCGAUGUUUUUAAUUGUUCGAUUGAAGAAAUUGGAAAUCUCGAACCUAUUUUUCAACCAAACAAUAGUAAUGGCACAGGAAGUAUUCAGCAAGGAUCAGAACUGUGUUCCGGUGACUAAGUAUGAAAUAAAAACAAAAACGACAGGAGAUACCAAAAGGAUCACAUACUUAUAAACUCAUUAAUAGAUAUAAGCCAACCUUUUAUUUGUUUCAAAAUCUUGUUAAAUGAUACAUUUGUUUUAUAAAAAAAUUAGUAUUGUACUUGUUUUAUUUUCAAAUAAAAUGAUACCAAAAAAAAAGAA